UCUAAAUUCCCCACCUUUUGGCAUCUGCUUCUCCCAUUUCCCCGAAGACCCGUAAGAAACCACUCAACGAGAGAGAGAAACAAUCGAAAUAACCCAACAAAUUCGCAUGGUCUUUCAAGUUUCAACUCUGAGACUGGUCAUUGAUUUCGCGGCUUCCCCACUCCUAAAAAAAACACGUUGAAACGACUUUCUUGGACCAAUUCGCCGCAUAAACAAACCCUUCAAUCAAGUUAACCCCCAUAUCAAAACCCCCUUUGAUUUUUUUUUCCCUUCCCGUUGUCUCUUCAACACAUGGAAUGUUAUAUAAAGAAACAAUUUCAUAAAGAUCUGCCAUGAGAAUUCCCUUCUAUUCUUCCACUACUUACAGGAACUACUUGCCUUCGAUUCAUUAAGUAACUUUGUUGAAUUGCAUUAUAAGGGUAUUUCUUAGAUCCUAAUAUGAGUAACAAUGGCCAAACUACUGGUGCUGGUAACAACAUCAGGGGUUUGAUCUGCAACGCUGGUGCUGGUGCCGCUGCUGGGGCUAUAGCGGCUACUUUUGUAUGCCCUUUGGAUGUGAUCAAGACAAGGCUACAAGUUCAUGGCCUUCCUCCUGCGCAGAAAGGUAGUAUCAUUGUCUCGAGCUUGAAGAAUAUAGUAAGGACUGAAGGCUUCAGGGGAAUGUACCGUGGCCUUUCACCAACAAUACUGGCAUUACUUCCAAACUGGGCAGUUUACUUCACAGUCUAUGAGCAAUUAAAGGGCCUGCUUCGUUCACAUGCAGAUGGUUGCAACGAACUCUCAACUAUUGGAAAUAUUAUAGCUGCUGCCGGUGCUGGGGCGGCAACUGCAAUUUCUACAAAUCCACUGUGGGUUGUUAAGACAAGACUCCAAACUCAAGGAAUGAGGCCUGAUGUUGUUCCUUACAAAAGUGUUCUUUCUGCUUUGACAAGGAUUUCACGCGAGGAAGGCAUGCGAGGACUAUAUAGUGGCAUCGUGCCUUCCUUGGCUGGCGUAAGCCAUGUUGCGAUUCAAUUCCCUGCAUACGAAAAGAUCAAGUCAUACAUGGCAGAAAAAGAUAAAACAACUGUUGACAAGCUAAGUCCUGGGAGUGUGGCAAUUUCAUCAUCAAUUUCAAAAGUAAUUGCCUCAGUAAUGACUUAUCCGCAUGAGGUGAUACGUUCGAGGCUGCAAGAACAAGGCCAUGCCAAAAGUAAUGGGACACGAUAUGCAGGGGUAGUUGAUUGUACUAGGAAGGUGUUUCAAAAGGAAGGCAUUGCAGGGUUUUAUCGUGGUUGUGCAACCAAUCUUUUAAGAACAACUCCGUCUGCUGUUAUUACGUUCACCAGUUAUGAGAUGAUACACAGGUUUUUGCGGCGGGUUAUACCUCAGCCUAAGGACAAGGGGUAUCCGCAAGGCCCUUCUAAAUCCAAUGAACUUAACAAGCCCAAACCAGAAGCUAGUGACAUUAAUAUUAGAAAUGGCACUGAUUCGGGGCAAUCACCAUCUCAGUCUAACAAGAAAGCUUCAUCAAUUCCUCUUGGAAACAAAGAGCAGCUAACAAGACAUUGAUUAGCAGUUACCUUUUUCUUUUUUUAAUUGUCCUCCACCUCCUUAUAUUUAAUUCAUAACUUGAUGGCUCUGAAAUUUUGUCUGUCCAGCAUGCAAAUGCUCGGUUUUACCUCAAUUGUGAAUUAUAUUAGCAAAAAUAAAAUAAAAAUAAAAAUAAAGGUGCAGAAGUGAAUAAGAAUAAGGCCAUGUUCUCAAG
Molecule: messenger RNA, 1747 nt
Organism: Gastrolobium bilobum
Lineage: Eukaryota; Viridiplantae; Streptophyta; Magnoliopsida; Fabales; Fabaceae
Product: nicotinamide adenine dinucleotide transporter 1, chloroplastic
Exons: 9
Coding region: 439-1551 (370 amino acids)
Biological process (GO): NAD transmembrane transport
Molecular function (GO): NAD transmembrane transporter activity
Source: RefSeq, a predicted model, not a curated record